Rhododendron vialii is the source of this 452-nucleotide messenger RNA. RefSeq lists its product as uncharacterized. The record is from RefSeq and is a predicted model, not a curated record. The transcript has 2 exons. The coding region runs from base 3 to 452 and encodes 149 amino acids. NCBI's taxonomy places the organism in Eukaryota, Viridiplantae, Streptophyta, Magnoliopsida, Ericales, Ericaceae.
UCAUGUAUUUUGCAUGUCAUAAUGCUUGCAUUUUUGUUUUUGCCUUCUUAUCGAUAGUUGCAGAGAUUUUAGAAGAGCAGCCGAGGAAGAAUGUAUCCUCGAGCAAAGUAUCAAUAAUGGGAUUUCCAGUGAAUCAAUGGCUAAAAUCCGAGGAAGUGAGUUUGUUUUUGAAUCGGUGCGUGGUGGGUGGAAAUCCGGAGGCCCUGUACAGAGAGGGAAUGGUUGAGUACUUUAGUUCAAUGAGAAUGGAAUUUGGGCUUGAGAAGUUGAGGAGAGCAUCAGAAAAAGGUCAUGCUGAAGCCUCAUACGCGCGUGUACGGUAUUAUACUAGAGUGUAUGGGUGGACAUUCAAGUUUAGAGGGGUUCAGCUUCUAAAUGCCAUGAAGGGUAGUACUACUUCACAAUCAACGCGCUUAAUUUGCAAUAUUCCAAGAGUGUCGAAAGAGAAUUGA